AUGGGAGGAAAAAUGCCAACUCUUCUAAUAACUGAUCAAGAUCCUGCCAUGAAGGUAGCUAUAGAAAAUAUUUUUACUACCUCUACUCAUAGAUUUUGCAUGUGGCACAUAAUGAAAAAAGUUUCUGAGAAAAUAGGUGGUUCUAUGAAUGCUAAUGAAGAGUUCAACACAAGUCUCAAGUCAUGUGUUUGGGGGUCUGAGACACCAAAUGAGUUUAAAGCUACAUGGAAGUCUAUAAUGACCAAAUUUGACUUAGAAAAUAAUGAUUGGUUGUCACAUAUGUUUGAUAUUCGAGACAUGUGGAUUCCAGCAUACUUUAAAGAUAUUUUCUUGACUGGGAUAUUGAGAACUACAUCAAGGUCAGAAAGUAAGAAUUCUUUUUAUGGUAAUUUCUUGAAUCCAAAUGUUAGCUUGGUUGAAUUUUGGAUGAGGUUUGAUUCGGCAAUAGAAGCACAACGACAUAAGGAGUUACUUGCCGAUAAUAACUCAAUUCAUUCUACACCAAAGUUAAUUAUGGAUCGUGGCAUAGAGAUACAUGCGAGAGAUGUGUAUACCCGUGAGAACUUUUACAUAUUUCAGAAUGAAUUAUGGCUUGCAUGUGUAGACCGUGGAAUUGAAAAUAAGAAAUAG
Messenger RNA from Lathyrus sativus (Indian pea), 630 nucleotides. The record is from the annotation of a GenBank genome assembly. Lineage: Eukaryota; Viridiplantae; Streptophyta; Magnoliopsida; Fabales; Fabaceae.